Nerophis lumbriciformis (worm pipefish) is the source of this 1101-nucleotide messenger RNA. The record is from RefSeq and is a predicted model, not a curated record. NCBI's taxonomy places the organism in Eukaryota, Metazoa, Chordata, Actinopteri, Syngnathiformes, Syngnathidae.
CUAUCUAAAUCCGCAGGAAUGUCACACGAGAGACCUACUUUUUACCGGCAGGAGCUCAACAAAACAAUGUGGGAGGUCCCGGAACGGUACCAGAACCUGUCUCCGGUCGGAUCGGGUGCUUACGGUUCUGUUUGUUCUGCGUUCGACGUGAAGACGGGCCUGAAGGUAGCAGUGAAGAAGUUGUCCAGACCUUUCCAAUCCAUCAUCCAUGCAAAAAGAACCUACAGAGAGCUGCGACUGCUUAAACACAUGAAGCAUGAAAAUGUGAUCGGUCUGUUAGAUGUUUUCACCCCUGCGACAAGCUUAGAAGAGUUCAGUGACGUCUAUUUGGUGACCCAUUUAAUGGGGGCAGACCUCAACAACAUUGUCAAGUGUCAGAAGCUGACGGAUGACCACGUCCAGUUCCUGAUCUACCAAAUUCUCCGAGGACUAAAGUACAUCCAUUCGGCAGAUAUCAUCCACAGAGACUUGAAGCCCAGUAAUCUGGCUGUAAAUGAAGACUGUGAGUUGAAGAUCCUGGAUUUUGGUUUGGCCCGGCACACGGAUGAUGAAAUGACGGGCUAUGUUGCCACUCGGUGGUAUAGAGCCCCCGAGAUCAUGCUCAACUGGAUGCACUACAACAUGACAGUGGACAUCUGGUCAGUGGGCUGCAUCAUGGCCGAACUUCUCACCGGACGAACGUUGUUCCCCGGCACGGAUCAUAUAAACCAGUUGCAGCAGAUUAUGCGCCUGACGGGAACCCCGCCAGCCUCCCUCAUAAGCAGGAUGCCCAGUCACGAGGCCAGAAACUAUAUUAAAUCACUCCCCCACAUGCCCAAGAGAAACUUCGCUGAUGUAUUUAUUGGUGCCAACCCUCUUGCUGUGGACCUGCUGGAGAAAAUGCUGGUGCUAGACACGGACAUACGAAUCACGGCGUCCGAAGCGCUGGCCCACCCCUACUUUGCUCAGUACCACGAUCCAGACGACGAGCCCGAAGCCGAGCCUUAUGAUCAGAGCUUCGAAAGCCGCGAGCUGGAAAUUGAGGAGUGGAAGAGAUUAACCUACGAAGAAGUGCUCAGCUUUGAGCCGCCAUCUUUCGACAGGGACGAAAUGGAAUCGUAA